Molecule: messenger RNA, 2907 nt
Organism: Boeremia exigua
Lineage: Eukaryota; Fungi; Ascomycota; Dothideomycetes; Pleosporales; Didymellaceae
Exons: 3
Coding region: 1-2907 (968 amino acids)
Biological process (GO): signal transduction; cellular response to lipopolysaccharide
Cellular component (GO): cytosol
Molecular function (GO): protein binding
Source: RefSeq, a predicted model, not a curated record
AUGAGCCAGCCCAACCAGCAACCACGCCGAGAUGGUUAUCCGCAGCGGCGGCACGAUCGAUCACAUCGAUCACCGUACCUGGAUGCUCACCCACGUCAGUCACGUCACUACGAGCACACAGACCGGGACGGCACAUACCAGUCGUACAGACCAAGCUACAACAAUCAACGCCCUGUCAAUGGACGACCGUCCUUCAUUAGAAAUGCAACCCCUGCGAGACAAGCCAGGAGUCAGAACCGCUGGGCUGAGCACAUAGCACGUUUACAGUCUGCCGCCCAGCGCCCAACACCACCCACAGCAUCAACACCAGUCAAUCCGGCUUCAACACCACCCGUUCAGUCCGCCGCCCAGAUUCCAGCACCACCCGCUCCAGCAUCAACACCAGUCAAUCCGGCUUCAGGACAGAUCGUACAGUCUGCGGUCCAGAGUCCAACACCACCCGUUCAGACUUCUACGCCAGUCAUUCCAGCUUCAACACCACCCGUUCAGUCUGCUGCCCAGAUUCCAGCACCACCCGUUCCAGCCCUCGACGCAACAAUCCCAGUGGCAGACGGCAGCGGGCAGACCAUAUGGCAUUUGUGGCAGCCGUCUUUGCCCACACCACCAGUUAACCCAGCAUACGUCCCUCUACCAGGAUUAACCAGGGACUCACGCCAAGACGUGUACAGUGCCAUAGAGCACUUGUUCAAGUUCCUCUUUCCCAGCGGUGCCGGAGUUCCCUGUAAGGAAGUUGCCGAGCAGUUGCAAAAGUACUAUCCACAACUGCAUAGGCAAGACUCGUCUGCCGCAUAUUCAGCAUGGACGAGCAAGGCGAUUAGAGACACACCUCACAUUGGAAAGGUGCUUGGCAGAACAGAAAAACCUAUACAUUAUAUCCACAACCCUCCCAGCCGGUCCCCAGUCCAACUUGCGCCCCGGCCCCCAGUCCAACUUGCGCCCCGGCCCCCAGUCCAACUUGCGCCCCGGCUCCCAGUCCAACUCGCGCCCCUUGCUCCAGCCCAGGACCGAGCCCAUGAUGGUAGUCUUAUUGAUUUCAGUUAUCUGGUCCCGAUACGACCUUCUGAGGUUUCUCUUCGUCACUUUGCCGGUUCAGAUGCACCAGGGCUGACUACGGUGGAGCCUACCGCCAUUUAUCUGUACUACUCACGCUCAACGAAUUAUAGGUACGCCACUUUUGCAGAAGCAGUAAGGGAGAACCACGCUGCCAGUGCUCAAUUUGCACAUGCCUGGGAGAACCAUCUCAACACUAUCAAUGUUCUCUUUGCAGCUCCAGGCCGACCACCACCAGAGAACAUUUUUGCGCUUCAUGUCCAAGCCGACGCAUCAAAUUCCUGGCCUGCUCGAGGAACAUCAUCUAACGGAUUCCAGGCAGCCCAUGACUUGUUCAGUAGCCUCCCAGCCGGCUCACAUGUGCACAUCAUGGCAAGGGGUGCCGACUGCCUGCCUUUGGAGCGCUAUGGGCUUCGCGAUCUUUUUCUGUGUUAUCCCUCCAUCACUUUCCAUGUCCGAAUAUACCAGUCAAAUACCGGGCUUUUGAAAUAUACGGCCGCAAUCCUACUUGAAGACAACCUAACAAUAGACGCAAUGCGCGACAUGUUUCUCGUACAGCUGAGGCUUGCCCUAUCGCGCUACAGCACUAUUGGGCAGAUACCAUCUACUACUCUUACGUUUGAAUUUACUUCACAUGAAUACCUUGCUGAAGUACGCCAGCCACAACAUCGAGCAGGUAGUUUCAUAGCAGACUGGUUACACGCACAAGCUGGGAUGUCGAGUCUGAGGAAAAGCAGACCCCAGCGCCGGGUUAACAACAACCGCAAUCAGGUUCCAGACAGUGUUCGGGCGCUCUUUCAAGUUCAAGAGCAUCAAUUAAUCACCCUACGCUCGAAGCUCAUGAUCCAUCUUGUGAUACUCAGCAAGACGGACGAUGAGUCCCUGAAGCUUCUUCGCCAUCUUUGUGAGACGCAACCGGAUUGUAUCAACUAUAAAUCCGCAAACGGUCUGACGCCCCUGCUGGUGGCCUUCGGAUUGCAACGGGUGGAGAUGGCAAAGAUUCUGAUUGAAGCCGGCGCAGAUCAAACUGUCCGGAACCACAACAAUGACAACUUGGUUCAUUUCGCACUCCGAACCUCGAAGACCGAUGAGACUGGGCGAGCAAACCUACGCCAGCUACUCGAGCUUGUUGAUAAACGCCUCAUCGCCGGCAUGUUCACCGAACGGGCCACCGCCGCCCCAGGCGCGGCUACGCCCCUUGCUCACUGGAUCCUCGUCCGUCUUCAGGCUAACAUCGGUCGAUUCCCCUAUAACUUUCAACAGAAUGAGGUUAACCCCACAGUCGUCGAACAGGAGCACGUCAUGCGUAUGAUUCUCGAGUUCAGCAAGGGCGAAGACCUUGGUCUCGUGAAUGGCGAAGGCGACACGCCACUCCACGCCGUGGUUCGCUAUGGAGCCUACCACCUGCUUCGCAUCAUGCUAGAAUGCAGACCAGACCUGCUCUUCCGCGAGAACGCGUCGGGCCGGACGCCCUACGAGAUGGCCGAGGAUGCGCAGCUCGCAAACAACGUCUUCAACAACCCGCCCUCCCUUGCCGUGCAGACGUAUGGGCAUAGGUACUACGGCCAGCCCGCAAGCAGCGCGAUUAUACACAAGAGCCCCGAGAGAUUCAUCAAGAAGGACUCGCAAACGAAUGUCAAGCAGCAGACGUGGAAUGUGUGUCUUGAGUUCAAGGAGAGGAUGGGCGCGGGCAAGAAGAGGAAGCUGGUCAGUUUGCUGGAGGCGAACGAGGUCGCGAAGAGGCUGGCCGGGAAGAAGCAGAAAGUGCGCAGGCAUAGUGAUGAGGAGGACGCGCAGGACGAGAACUCGAAGCGCGACGAGGUGGAUAUCUGGUUCAACAUGGGGUUGAGCGCUUAA